Molecule: messenger RNA, 3213 nt
Organism: Malurus melanocephalus (red-backed fairy wren)
Lineage: Eukaryota; Metazoa; Chordata; Aves; Passeriformes; Maluridae
Gene: SEC16B
Product: SEC16 homolog B, endoplasmic reticulum export factor
Exons: 26
Coding region: 134-3169 (1011 amino acids)
Biological process (GO): COPII vesicle coat assembly; autophagy; Golgi organization
Cellular component (GO): endoplasmic reticulum exit site; ER to Golgi transport vesicle membrane
Source: RefSeq, a predicted model, not a curated record
CUUUGGAAGUGGCACCAGGGAGCAGAGGAAGGGCCCCGGCGGCCUCUGAGCAGGUCACUAAGCUCUUCGGGGCUUAAGCUCCCCAAAGGAGGGGAGAGCAUCCUGCAGAGAGGAUUCUGCUGGCACACCUGCGAUGGAGCCCUGGGUCCCUGUCCAGCCAGCCCAGCCCCGGGAAAGGCCGGCAUCCCGCUCAUCGUGGGCAGAGGGGCACCACAGUGCCCCGGCCCCGCUCCGGCGGCAGCUCCUGCGCCCGGGGCACGCUCCUCGCCCCGGCUCCUGGGAUGGAAGCCACCUCCCUGGCCACCCCCAGGACCAGGGCCACCCUCCCCGGACAGAGCCCCGCCGGCCGGCUUCCCGUGCAGAGCCCUACGACAGCGGCUACCCCAGGCAAGGUUAUGAAGACCCGCACUGGCAGUACCCAGCAGCUGGCUACAGGGAUGGCUACCCCUACCAAAGCCACCAGUGGCAGCCAGGGGCCUGGCAGGGUGACAGAGACCCAAGGCAGGGAGAGCCUUAUGGCAAGAGUUACCGGGAUCAGCAUUACUACAGAGGCUACCACCCCAACCUGGCCACGGGCCCCCCAGGGCACAGCAGGACACAGACCUACAGCUCCUACGAGGACAGCCACACCUCGCCUGCCAGGAGGGAAGGGACAGGGGGAGAAGCCCUUGGCAGUGAUUCAGGGGAGGCUGGUGGCCAGCACCAAGAGCCCUUGGGCCAGCCCAGCCUGCUCCUGCAGUACCACGAGUCAGGGCUCAGCUCCAGCAGCCAUGAGCUCAGCCAGUACAUCCGUGAUGGUGCUGACUCCUAUGACMCUGUGCUUCCAGGGUCCUGGAGCGUGGAACAAACAGGAGGGCCUGUGACAUCCACCCCGACCCCAGCAGUGCCCUUCAAGUUUCCACAGCCACACACAGCACUGUGCUUUGGGGCCGGGGGCCACCUGGUGCUGGYGUGUGCCCAGAGCCCUGCCGAGGGACAGCUGCCCCGUGUGGAGCUGCACAGCCUGGAGGCAAUCCUUCAUGGCACAGAAGAGCUGGAGGAGCUGCAAGCCUUCCCAGGGCCCCUGGCCAGGGAAGAUCUGCACAAGGUAGAUGUGAUGACGUUUUGCCAGCAGAAGAUUGCCACAGGCUGUGAUCUCUCAACACAGAGGGGCAGAGAUUCCUCUCUCCUCUGGAAACUCCUGGUCCUCCUCUGCCGGCAGAAUGGGUCCAUGGUGGGCUCAGACACAGCAGAGCUGCUGAUGCAGGACUGCAGGUGCCAGGACAAGUACAAGAGGCAGGACCCUGCUCCCAGCCUGAUGGGUCUGACGGAUGACGAGUGGGCAUCACGCCAGCCGGGCACGCUGGACCUCAUCACAGGGGAGAUCCCUCCCGUGGUGGAGACGCAGGCACAGAUCGUGGAGAAGUUCACCAAGCUCCUCUACUACGGCAGGAAGAAGGAUGCUCUGGUCUGGGCCAUGAGAAACCAGCUGUGGGGCCAUGCCCUGUUCCUCUCUAGCAAGAUGGACCCUCGGACGUACAGCUGGGUCCUCACUGGGUUCACCAGCACGCUGGCCACCAAUGACCCUCUGCAGACCCUCUUCCAGCUCAUGUCGGGAAGGAUCCCUCAGGCAGCACUGUGCUGUGGGGACGCCACAUGGGGGGACUGGAGGCCCCACCUGGCUGUGAUGCUGUCCAACAAGGUUGGAGAUGCAGAGCUGAACCACCGUGCCAUUGUCACCAUGGGAGACACUUUGGCCAGCAAGGGAGCAGUGGAAGCAGCUCAUUUCUGCUACCUGAUGGCAGAUAUUCCUUUUGGAUACUUUGGAGCAAAGGCAGACCGCAUGGUCCUGCUGGGCAGCAGCCACCGCCAGGCGUUUUCCCAGUUUGCCAGGACAGAGGCCAUCCAGAGGAUGGAAAUCUAUGAGUACUGCCAGCAGCUCCGGCAGCCCGAAUCCUUCCUCCUCCCCUUCCAGGCGUACAAGCUGCUCUACGCCUCCCGCCUGGCUGACCACGGGCUGCCAGCCCAGGCACUGCAGUACUGUGAGCACAUCGCGGCCACACUCCUGCACCGGGACCCUGCUGCACACCCUGGGCUGGCCCAGCAAGUGGUGAGGCUGGCCGAGAGGCUGAAGCUCUCUGACCCUCUGCUCCUGGAGAUGCCGGAGCAGGACCAGGCACUGGAGCCCGACUGGCUGGAGCAGCUCCGAGCCUGCUGCCGGCAGUGGGAGGUGGAAGAUGCUCUUCCUCCGGAGGAAGGAGCACCCGCUCAGCUGGAUCUGUCCUGUGCUGUUCUGCCAACAGAUGAAGAGCUCAGCAAUGAGAUUCCCCAGAGUGAAAGCUACCAGUAUGACCAGUGGUUCCAGCCUGUGCCACCCCAGGGACCCAGCUCCCAGGACAUGUCCCUCUGGUCCAUGGCACCUGCUCAGGUCGUGGCAUCGCCACUGCCCACUGUUGGGAGAGCCCUGCAGCCGCCUGUGCUCRGCCAAGAGACACGAGCCCCUCUGGGAGGGGAUUCUGCUGAGCCCCCUCUGCAGCCAGUGCUGCCAGCAGGAGAAUCUGGGGAUCCCUGGGGUGCCAGGCAACUGUCCUCCCCUGCAGGAGUGCAGCCAACUGUCCCAGCAGAGCAGGAGGAGUCACCGAUGAGGAUCCGGACUGUCUCGGAGACCUCCACCGUGUCCCUGGGGGACACCCGGCACUCCUCGGAGAGCGCCGAUGAGGACGCUGCUGAAGAGCGGGCGGAGGCUGUGAAGCCAGAGGAGGACAAGACCUCUGGAUUCAGGUGGUUUGGCUGGUUUCGGUCAAAACCCACCAAGGAAGCUUCUGCCAAAGCUGAGUCUGACACAGACUCAGACUCUGCCACCUCAGGACCACAGGAGCGGACAUCGCCAUCCCCCCCCGCUGCCCCUCUUGCAUAUGGCACAGACCCUUUGGCUCAUCCUCUCUCCAGAAAUCCYGGAGGAAUGCAGGGUGAAAGUCCUGUUGGUCCAGUGUCCGCAGAGUUGAAAGGCUCGUGGGAGAAGGAUGGACAGCAGUCAGCAGGACAGAGGUCCUUCCAGACUGGCUACCCUGGACCUCUCCCACCAUUGGCUUCAAUCCCUCUCUUCAACCCUGCCCAGGUCUCUCAGCUCCCUGCCCGACCCACCCAGCCCAGGCUGCUUUCACGACACCGCUACCCCAACCCACUGUGAGGUGGUGGCAGGGGAUGGCAGAUACCAAUUGCAGSAAGUUUUUU